AUGGCGUCCGCAUCGACGAGCGCUCAGUCGCGCAUCUCCAAGCCGAGACGGCACAGCCGCAUUGAUCCCACUAGCCAAAGGCAAACGCGAAAAGGCACACGCCAGGCAGCCCUAGAGCCAUCGGACAUCACUCAAUCCGCACUACCAUCAGAGUGUCACUUGGGACUCGUCUGUCCAUGCCAUCUCAUCUCCGAUCUCGAACAUGAAGGUACACCGGAUGAGCCGAGGGGAGGUCAAGCGAAGAACGUCCGGCGAGCUGUGGCGGCUUCCAUCGUAUCUGGUGACGACUCACAGCCCAUCAGACAUCAUUCGUCAAGGAAAGCGAGUCCACUUCUGAGUAUGACCUGGCUCCUACUCGUCGGACUAUGCCUGGCGCUCAUCAAGCCUGUUGCGGCUCAAUCUGCGCUGUAUGAACCAGCAGGAGAGGGCGUGCUCUUCGGCGCAUGGCUCAACACUUCCUCAGGCGACGUGCCGACCGCGUUCAACGCCAGGCUUGGCUACAACGCUUCCGUCUUUCAGAUCGCUCAGCAGAUUCCCAUGCUCGCUUACAACUACACAACCGGCGCCGGUGGGCCCGCGCCGGAGUACCACAUCGAGCAAUCCUUCACUGACGCCGGCGUUUUCUUGACGGUCUAUCCUUCCACUCUGGCCUCCGUCACUGCACAAGACCUCACAGAUCUCGGCAACCAGCUGCUUAAUUAUACCGUCACUUACAAUCGCACUUGCUUUUUGCGAUGGGCGCCCGAAAUGCAGGGUCUCUGGAAUCCUUAUGGUCAACAACCCACAGAAUAUGUCGCACUCUGGAAGAUCAUGUAUCCCGCCAUCAAGGCAAUCGCACCCAACACUGCUAUCGUCUGGGCACCCAACACGGGUCAAUCUUAUCCUUAUGGUCAGACAGCACCCACGAACGCCGCCGACUUGGCCGCACUUGACACGAACGGCGACGGUCAAUACGACAAUGCCGAUGACCCAUUUAGCCCUUACUACCCCGGUGAUGCGUACGUCGACUGGAUCGGCAUGUCAGUCUACUACAAGGGCCCCAAUCACCAAAACCUCAACGUUCCCCAGACUGGCGGUUUCUGCUCGUCUGAGAUACAUAAUCUCGAUCCAGACACUGGCGUCGUCAAUGUUGUCGACUUUUACGAGACGUACUGCACCAAAGCUGGCAAAGCAUGCAUGCUUGCUGAAUCUGGUUCAGCCUACCACGAAACGGUGGCCGGUGGCUCAUCUCAGCUAGCGAUGCAGCAAGCCUGGUGGCAAGACUGCAUGCUCAAUACGACUUUCUAUGAUGCCAAUCCCCGCCUGAAGCUGAUCAUGCAAUUCGAGUACGAGAAGCUCGAAACUGACGGGGGCACGGCGGAUCUACGUGACUAUCGACUCACCAACGCUACCGACGUCCUUGCGGCGUUCCAACAAGAUCUAGGCACCACAGCAGAUCGGUUCGUCUGGGCAGGCUUCAGGCAACCACCCGCUGCCAUCCCGACGACAGGUCGACCCACCGAUCUGCCAGGCCAGACCCAACCCGCCACUUCGACAGGUCCGCCCGCGCUCGCGACUGUCAGAAAUACCCAGACGAGCUUCCCCUCGCUAUUCUUCGAAUCGUCAGCAGGGCGAAGUUACGCUCUCGCUUACGCUGCGGCGAGCGCGAGCAUGAUGGCAGUCAUCGGCGCAACAGCGUUCAUGUCAAAGGCACUAUAG
Molecule: messenger RNA, 1698 nt
Organism: Mixia osmundae IAM 14324
Lineage: Eukaryota; Fungi; Basidiomycota; Mixiomycetes; Mixiales; Mixiaceae
Product: glycoside hydrolase family 26 protein
Exons: 4
Coding region: 1-1698 (565 amino acids)
Biological process (GO): substituted mannan metabolic process
Molecular function (GO): mannan endo-1,4-beta-mannosidase activity
Source: RefSeq, a predicted model, not a curated record